AUGCUGACUGGGCAUCUACCAAGCGGUCAUCGGAACAAGGUGCACAAGUUUGGCGCCAAAUCAAUCUGGCUGUACUUUAUUGGCGCUGAAUGGGUACAAAAUGAACGAUUCACACCCAUUUCUGUAUUCACAUUGACAUCACAACCCAGACACUCAACAAUCCAGACGAUGUCAAUGCCGUGCUACGACUCAAUAACAGAAGAAUCCUUCACUGAACCGCUGUUGUCACUAGAUGUCCGCCCUCCUUCGCGUUUAAACGAAACGAGUGGACAGUCAAGGUGGCGUCCUGAAGGGAUCUAUUUUGAGGCCCAGGACCAGUUUUCUAGCCGCAAGCAAACCGCUAUUGCGGCGUCAAAACAAGCAUUGCAGCGCGAGUGCCGUCGCAACAACCAGAGACGUUACAGGCAUAAGCAGAUUGCCUUAACCACGAAUCUCGAGAUAGAAACGGAUCAUUUACGUGAUGAAAUCAACCAGCUGAAACGACAUCGCUCUGAUAUCGCUGCGUCCAUUCCGACCAAGGAAAACGUCUGGUACUUUGUGGUCGAGUACUUUCGACUCUUUCGCUAUGGACUUCGGAACGUGGUGCGGACACCGUCACGUUCCACACAGAACACACAGUACAAUGACCAACUAAGCUGUGUGCGAGAGGCCAUGCUGCCAGACGUGUUAUUUAACGCGGAACAAGGCGUUGAUGCACUGAUUAAGCAUUGGAUGUGCGUGUCGCUCCGAUUCGAAGACGUCUUAGUAGAGCUUGACGAGAUCAAGAAGGGAGCCGCAGACUCCCUGCUUGCCACAUCUACAACAAGCAUUACCAUCCAGGAGCGCACUUUACGCAGCGUGUUCCCCCACUUGUGCAUCGACAUGGACGACUCGCCACUCGCGAAGAUAUUAGUGGGCCAGCGGAUUCAAAUGCGAGGGUGGACGUGUUUCGAGUGGGAUCCAACGUUUGGACGGGUGACCUGCAUAACCAACGUGGCAGACUUGCUGACCCCGUUGCUCAAGCUUGUAGGAAACCUAGAGAGCGUGUCGCGGAUAUUCGAUGGCGCCCUUACAUCCCCGAGCUUUCAGUGGAAAACAACACGAUAA
This is a messenger RNA of Phytophthora infestans T30-4, 1086 nucleotides long. RefSeq lists its product as uncharacterized. The transcript is spliced from 2 exons. Lineage: Eukaryota; Oomycota; Peronosporomycetes; Peronosporales; Peronosporaceae. Bases 1 to 1086 code for a protein of 361 amino acids. The record is from RefSeq and is a predicted model, not a curated record.